Messenger RNA from Drosophila ananassae, 1645 nucleotides. It is a transcript of the gene Cyp40, whose product is annotated as peptidyl-prolyl cis-trans isomerase D. Lineage: Eukaryota; Metazoa; Arthropoda; Insecta; Diptera; Drosophilidae. Gene Ontology annotation, molecular function: peptidyl-prolyl cis-trans isomerase activity; protein binding. The record is from RefSeq and is a predicted model, not a curated record. Gene Ontology annotation, biological process: protein peptidyl-prolyl isomerization. Bases 284 to 1531 code for a protein of 415 amino acids. Gene Ontology annotation, cellular component: intracellular membrane-bounded organelle. The transcript has 5 exons.
UUCCACUUUUAGCCACUGGGGCGCAGUUUUUUGUUUCUCCAGCUGACUUUAGCUUUCAUAUAUAGAAACUUCUUGGAACGAUAAAAAUCGAAGAAUACCGCAGCAUCACAGAUUUUGUUAAAGCCCUUAACAUAAACAUAUAAAAAAGUAAAAAUCCUUCCACCUUUUAGGGUUUUCUUGCGUAAAAUACUUCCAAAGAAUCACACUAAUUUAAAGGAGUUCGCCAAAAAUGGAAGAUUUCUAAAAAAGUGGACGGGCAGUAAACAACAGAAGCUAGCCGGGCAUGGAGGAUCCAAAUGGCCAUGCAUUGUCAAGCUCAGAGACUGACUUGGCCGUGCAAAGCUCAGCGCAGAAAUUGGAUGGUGCUACCAACGAAACCAUUGGGUAUGGAAGGUUGCUAAAGCCCGUAAAGGCGGACAACCCAAUUGUUUACAUGGACAUUAAUAUUGGCAAGGAAGACGCUGGGCGCCUGAUAAUUGAACUGCGCAGGGAUGUUGUUCCCAGGACAGCGGAAAAUUUCCGCGCGCUUUGCACUGGCGAGUGCGGUGUAGGAAAAAUGGGCAAACCGCUGCACUACAAGGGCACAAAAUUUCACAGAAUCAAACGCGUGUUUGCCGUUCAGAGUGGGGAUGUUGUCAACAAUGAUGGAACCUCCGGGGAAAGUAUCUACGGCCCAGUAUUCGAAGACGAGAACUUCGAACUUAACCACAAUGAUGAGGGUGUGGUUAGCAUGGCGAACUAUGGAAAACCCAACUCCAACAACUCCCAAUUCUUCAUCACUGCCGUGGGUUGCGAAAAUCUUAAUGGAAUUAACGUGGUGGUUGGUCGAGUGUUACGCGGCCUUGGCAUUGUUGCCGAAAUGGAGCAAAACUGCAACGACGAAGGUGACCCGACCGCAGAGAUUGUGAUCCGGAACUGCGGCGAAUUAGCACCUGGUGAGGAUUGGGGCAUCGAGUGCUGCGACGAAACAAAAGACAAACUGCCACCAUAUCCGCAAGACUGGAAUCGCAAAAAUGAUAAAUUUUCAUCGGACGCGGUCGUGGAGCUGCUGACGGGCAUUCGCCAAUCGGGUAAUCACUUCUAUCAGCUCGGUCGCUAUCAUGAAGCCCGUGCCAAAUACCGCAAGGCUAGUCGCUACUAUCUAUACCUAAACAAACAGUUCGGCUGGCAGCAGCUGAACCACUUCAAGAAGCACUUAGGUGACGCGGAUCUACGCAAGAUUGACGCAUUCUCAGUGGUGAACAACAUCAAUGCAGCUGCGGUGGACUUGAAAUUAGGAAACUAUGCAAGUGCCAAAUACGACUGUUCAGAGGCCAUUCGCCUGGAUCCAAAGUGCAGUAAAGCCUUCUACCGACGGGGACAGGCCCAAAGGGGUCUUAAGAACUACGAGGAGGCCAUUAACGAUCUGAAGGAAGCCCACAGGCUGCUGCCGGAGAACAAGCAGAUCGUGAACGAACUGAACAGCACUAAACAGCUCCUGGCAGAGUACAAUCGUCAGCAGCGAAAUGCGCUCAAAAACUUAUUUGCCUAGCCUUUAAAAGCACAACUUUUAAUAUUCAUUAUAUUAAGGGAUCGUUUUGAAUAUAAGUCUGAAUGGCUUGUUUGUAUGUAAAUAAUUUAAAUAAAUGUUCUGUUUUACAAAGAG